Messenger RNA from Penicillium olsonii, 1404 nucleotides. The record is from the annotation of a GenBank genome assembly. Lineage: Eukaryota; Fungi; Ascomycota; Eurotiomycetes; Eurotiales; Aspergillaceae.
AUGCUUUGGGGGUUUGACAUUGGAGUCAACUCAAUCACCGUUGCUUUGCCUGGAUUCAAGAUGGUUUUUGGCUACGAGUACGGAGACCAACUUCUAAUCUCAGCCACUUGGAAUGCUCUCUGGACAGCCAUGACGUCCCUCGGGAUGUUGAUUGGAAGCCUUGUAUCUGGUUGGAUCUCGGACCGUGGCGGUCGUCGAGUUGGAUUCGGAAUGGGCUCUGCGAUAUCUAUUCUCGGAGUUGGACUCGAAUAUGCUGCAAACGAGCCGGGAAUGCUUCUGGCUGGAAAAAUCAUCAACGGCAUAUCUCUUGGCUUCUUCCUUAGCCUGGGAGCUAUAUACGCAUCCGAGAUCGCACCCACCGCACUGCGUCCUUCCUUGACAGCCGCUGUCAAUCUGUUCGUCAAUGCUGGUCAACUCACUGCUAUUGGCGUUGGAAACACCCGCUUCACCAUAAUGACACCAGCAUCUUACAAGGUGAUCUUUGCUGCUCAGUGGGCAUUCCCAUGCUUCAUUGGGCUGUUUUCUUUCUUCAUGCCAGAGAGCCCGUGGUAUCUUUGCCGCAAAGGCAAAAUUGAACAGGCAAAGAAGAGCCUGCAACGACUUCAUCUGAAAUCAGCCAACACGGAUUUGAUUUUGGAGGACAUUCAAACUUCCAUUGCUGCCGAGACUUCUCUUGCGAAUAUCCAAAAGGAUACCUCGUAUUGGGAUUGCUUCCAGGGCACGGAUUGGCGCAGGACUCGCAUCUCGUGUGGAAUGUUUGCCGUGCAGCAGUUUACCGGUAUCGCAUUCUAUUCUCAAGCUUUAUACUUCCUUGGUAUCAUAGGUCUACCAACUGCUCUCACCUUCCAGUUGGCUCUUGGGGGAUUCGGUGUCGCCAUGCUCGGAAACAUUGUCUCGUGGUUUAUCAUGAAUUACAUUGGUCGUCGGCCACUUCUUCUGACCGGCAUUAUGUUAAACGCUCUGUGUCUGCUGUCGGUAGGUGUCGCCGGUUGUUUCACCACAACGGCUGCGAUGUACUACAUUGGUUACGUGAUGAAUUUUGCCCAACUAUUCUACUCUCCCACGGUAGGGGCCGUGAGUUGGACGAUCAGUGCCGAAGUCAGUUCUGUCAAAGCCCGAGCCAAAACGCAAAGUUUGGCAAUCGUGACAAAUGCUCUGGUUAGUUGGGCGAUGAACUUUGUCGCACCGUAUCUCAUCAACACCGACCAAGCCAAUCUUGGGGGAAAGGCAGCAUUCGUAUGGAUGGCUCUUUCGUUUGUGAGUUUGAUCUGGGCUUGGUUUGAGGUUCCAGAGCUAAGAAGUCGAACCUUUGGUGAGCUGGAUGAUUUGUUCGCUCAAAAGACUCCAACAAGGCAGUUUAAAAGGAUUGGGACCGAGCCCAUCUCAAGCUCAUCAAAUGCCUGA